Messenger RNA from Paramecium tetraurelia, 378 nucleotides. RefSeq lists its product as uncharacterized. The transcript is spliced from 2 exons. The record is from RefSeq and is a predicted model, not a curated record. NCBI's taxonomy places the organism in Eukaryota, Ciliophora, Oligohymenophorea, Peniculida, Parameciidae.
AUGUCCAAUUCAUAGAGUGUGUAGAACAGUUUUGAGGAAUUUGAAGAAGUGGAUUACUUUGAUAUUGAGAAUUACCAAUAUAUUUCUUAGUUGACAAAGAUGGAGGAGGAGUUCGAAAAGGAAUAAUUAUUCAUAAAUAGAUUAGAAUUAAAAUUAAAGUUAAUGAUCCCUUUUUUGUUAGAAUAAUUAAAUAAGGAUAAUUUACGAUAAUGCAUAUCCAAUCUAUCUAAAAUAAUAAAGAACAAAUAGUUAAAUGAUUAAUAUGUUAAGGCGAUAAGCAAUAUUAAAACUUAAUAUCACCGUUUAACUUUGAAACAAUGCAAACAGGAAAUAGCUUAAAUAAUCUUAUGGCUAUUAUUCGAAAUAGAGAAUUCUUGA